Molecule: messenger RNA, 2433 nt
Organism: Anopheles coustani
Lineage: Eukaryota; Metazoa; Arthropoda; Insecta; Diptera; Culicidae
Product: peptidyl-prolyl cis-trans isomerase sig-7
Exons: 1
Coding region: 167-2260 (697 amino acids)
Biological process (GO): protein peptidyl-prolyl isomerization
Cellular component (GO): nucleus
Molecular function (GO): RNA binding; peptidyl-prolyl cis-trans isomerase activity
Source: RefSeq, a predicted model, not a curated record
AUCAAUAGAAACGAGUGUAAACAAAUGUUACAGUAAAAAAGCUGUAAUAUCGGUGUUUUACUUUUCCUACGUUUGGACUGUGAGGAGCUGCCGUGUGGUCGUGUCGGCGUGGAGUUUUAAUCAAUAUUGCGCUUGGAAUCGACGUGUUUUCCACCCCGGCUGCAAAAUGUCGGUCGUCAUCGAAACCACUCUUGGCGACAUUACGGUCGAUCUGUUUCUCAAGGAACGUCCGAUGGCUUCGCUAAACUUCGUCAAGCUAUGCAAAAUGAAGUACUACAACUUCAAUCUGUUCCACACGAUUCAGCAGGAUUUCAUCGCUCAAACCGGUGAUCCGACCGGUGCCGGUGACGGUGGCAUGUCCGUGUGGGGCAUACUGGAAGGUGCACACAAGCGGUACUUCGAAGGCGAAGCCGUGCCGAAGAUAAAACAUUCCGAGCCCGGUCUGCUUUCGAUGGUAAACGCUGGCGAGCAUCUAAUUGGGUCGCAAUUCUUCUUUACCCUCGGUGCCGAUCUUACCUCGCUGGAUGGCAGACACACGGUCAUUGGUGAGGUAACCGAAGGUCACGAAGUGCUCCGUAAGCUGAACGAAGUGAUUUGCGAUGACCGCCAUCGACCGUACAAGGACGUACGCAUUACGCACACGGUCGUGCUGGACGAUCCUUUCGAGGAUCCGAGAGGAUUCCGUGAGCCUAGUCGUUCGCCAUCGCCGUCCGCCGAGCGGUUGCAGGGUGGGCGUAUCGCCGCAGACGAAGACAUCGACGAUCUGGAUGGAAAGACGGAGCAGGAAAUUGCAGAAAUGAUUGCAGACCGGGAGGCAAAAGCGCGCGCAACCAUCCUGGAGAUUGUUGGCGACAUUCCGGACGCGGACAUUGCUCCACCGGAGAACGUACUGUUCGUGUGCAAGCUGAACCCGGUCACGACCGACGAUGAUUUGCAGAUUAUCUUCAGUAGGUUUGGCAAGAUCAAGGGUUGUGAGGUGAUCCGCGAUAAGGUGACGGGUGACUCGCUGCAGUACGCUUUUAUCGAGUUCGAGAACCAGAAGUCAUGCGAGGACGCUUACUUCAAGAUGGACAACGUGCUCAUCGAUGACCGGCGUAUUCACGUGGACUUUUCGCAGUCAGUGUCGAAGGUGAAGUGGCGCGGCAAGGGUCGCGGCAUCGAAUUUGAGGACGGUGCCGAUAAGCGAUCAUUUCGGGACUAUGAUAGAAAAAAGCAAUCGAACAAGAACGGCGGUCCCAAGGCGGGGAAAGUCUCUCCACGGAAAGAACGAGUACGUUCUCGGUCGCCAUCGGCAAAGCGCCGUUCUCGGUCGGAUUCCCGUUCACGUUCGAAGUCGGGCUCACGAUCUCGAUCUCGAUCUCGAUCCCGGUCGCGUUCAGCGAAACGAUCUAAUGCAUCGCGAAGGCAACGCAGUAGGUCUCCGUUGCAGAAUCGUGAUAGAGAUCGUGAAAGAGGACGCCAGAAAGGCUCACCCAGACGUAACCCAGUGGAAAACCAGCGUGCCCGGAAGCCUAGCUUGACCAAUCGAAACUCUGCCUAUCUGGAGCAGCGCAAUGGAAGGGACAUUCGCAUUAAUCAAGGGAAGGUCGACUACAAAAAUCGUCCCUAUCCUGUCACGUUCAUUCAACGGAACACUCCCAAAGAUAAGCAAGCAGCACGCGGUGGACGCUCGGGUGGUGGUGGUGCGAAACGACCCGAUCCACCGCCACGCAGGCGUUCUAGGUCACGGUCUAGAGAUCGACGCCCCAGACGCUCUAGAAGCAGGUCACGUUCCAGAGAUCGUCGUCAAAGCCCCGCCCGGUACCGUAAGCAACGAUCGAGUUCACGGGAUGGGCCUUCGAGGCGCCGGAACUACUCUGAGGAUCGCGGAGGCGUCAUCGAACAGCGAUCGGUAAAGGGAAGUCAGAAACAUGAAUCGAUGAAAUCACCCGCAGCUAAAUCCAGUCGAGAGCCGGAACGGAACUUAAAGCCGGCAGCUAAACGUCGUUCGUCCAGCAAGGAUUCAUCCGACGAAUCUAGACGAAAAAAGAAGAAACGUAGUCCGUCUACGUCGUCGUCCGGCUCUUCGGACGGCACGGAUUCAUCCGGAAGCUCCAAUUCGUCGGGCGAGAGAGAAAGCCGGAAACGAAAGAAGAAGUCCUCUAAAAAGAAGUCGAAAAGCAGUAACAAAUCAAGGAAACGCAAGGGAUCGAUAUCCUCGGACGAGGGAAGGCAGCGAAAGAAGAAAUCCAAGAGCAAGAAAAAGAAAAAGAAGCAUUAACACAGAAGGGAAAAGGGCAAUUAAGCUGUCCAUCAGCUGGAAGUGGAGGCGCGUUUAAUUGAAUAACAAAUGAUUGGUUUGGGAUUGAAUACGAGUGAAGCAGCAGAAUCGCGUGCAAAUUAUGUGAAUUAACCAAUAAAGGAAAUUCACUUCAUGAAAUGUGUUUUUGAACG